CUUCUGGAAGGCAUGCUGGAUGGUGAUCAGUCCUUUAAUGCUCCUGGUGGUGCUGAUUGCCUAUGUGGUCGUCCAGGCCCAGACACACCCAUCCUAUCCCACAUGGAACCCAGCCUAUGAACUAUUCCCCCAAACUGAAGUGAAGCCCUAUCCAGACUGGGUGUUUGCUAUAAUCAUCCUGCUCUGUGUCCUACCUGUGAUCUCCAUCCCUCUGGUGGCCCUCUACAAACUGAUCUGCUGUAGAAUCAGGAAGUCCUCUGCUCGCACAGACCUAAAUUCCUACUGCAACGACGGCUUUGAGGUUGACACACGGGAACAGAAGAACCAGAGAGCUUAAGAAAAUGUUGCAAGUAACAGUGUUACUGAACAGAAAAGGACAUCCUGAUCUUUGCCAGUGCUUCUGUGAAAUUGCAUCUUAAUUCACCAGACAGCUGACUUAUAACUAUUUAUUAAACAUUGGUAUUAUUUCCUUUUGCCCAUUGCUGCGUAGUGUAAAUGAUGGAAAAACCA
Etheostoma spectabile (orangethroat darter) is the source of this 510-nucleotide messenger RNA. RefSeq names its product sodium-dependent neutral amino acid transporter B(0)AT1-like. The coding region runs from base 20 to 337 and encodes 105 amino acids. The record is from RefSeq and is a predicted model, not a curated record. The transcript has 2 exons. NCBI's taxonomy places the organism in Eukaryota, Metazoa, Chordata, Actinopteri, Perciformes, Percidae.